This is a messenger RNA of Choloepus didactylus (southern two-toed sloth), 3362 nucleotides long. RefSeq names its product glycosylated lysosomal membrane protein (gene GLMP). Gene Ontology annotation, cellular component: lysosome. Lineage: Eukaryota; Metazoa; Chordata; Mammalia; Pilosa; Megalonychidae. The coding region runs from base 31 to 1248 and encodes 405 amino acids. The transcript is spliced from 6 exons. The record is from RefSeq and is a predicted model, not a curated record.
UCCCCUUCAGCCGGCUGAAGUUAGGGCCAUAUGGGCUGUAUGGCGCUCCGCUGGGGUUGGGGGUGCUGUGCUCCCAAUCCCAUGCUCCUCCUGAGCCUAUUUCUGACUGCAGCCCCGUUUGGUCUGCUGGGGGAGGAGACGCACCAGGUGUCACUGGAGGUCAUCCCUGAUGAGCUGGGCUCCCCCCAAAAUCUGCUUCAUAUCCGGGCAGUGGAUGCCAACUCCACUCUGCACUAUGUGUGGAGCAGCCUGGGACCUCCAGCAGUGUUGCUGGUGGCCACCAACACGCCUCACAGUGCCCUAAGUGUCAACUGGAGCCUCCUGCUAUCCCCUGAGCCCGACGGGGGCCUGGUAGUGCUCCCCAAAGAUAGCAUCCAGUUUUCUUCCGCCCUCGUCUUCACCAGGCUGUUUGAGUUUGACAGCACCAAUACAUCUGAUGCGGCAGCAACACCCCCAGGAAAACCGUAUCCCCCAUACUCCCUGGCUGAGUUCUCCUGGAACAACAUCACUGACUCAUUGGAUCCUGCCAUCCUGAGUGCCACAUUUCGAGGCCACCCCAUGCAUGACCCCAACAGGGCUUUUGCCAAUGGCAGCCUGGCCUUCAGGAUCCAGGCCUUUUCCAGAUCUGGCCGACCAGCCCAGCCUCCUCGCCUCCUGCACACGGCAGAUACCUGCCAGCUGGAGGUGGUCCUAGCCGGGGCCUCUCCUCGGGGAAACCGCUCCCUGUUUGGACUGGAAGUAGCCACCUUGACCCAGGGCCCUGACUGCCCAUCAAUGCAGGAGCAGCACUCCAUCGAUGAUGAAUAUUCACCUGCCGUCUUCCAGUUGAAUCAACUGCUGUGGGGCUCCCUCCCAUCAGGAUUCAUGCAGUGGCGACCUGUGGCUUUCUCCCAGAAGCAGGGGGGCCGAGAAUCAGCUCUGCCCUGCCAAGCUUCCCCUCUUCACUUCACCUUGGCAUAUCCCCUCCCCCAGUCCCCCGUUGUCCAGGCCUUCUUUGGGUCCCAGAAUAACUUCUGCACCUUCAAUCUAACGUUCGGGGCUUCCACAGGCCCUGGUUACUGGGACCAACGCUACCUCAGAUGGUCAAUGCUCCUGGGCAUGGGUCCUCCUCCAGUGGACACCUUAUCCCCACUAGUCCUGGGCAUCAUGGCAGUGGCCCUGGGUGCCCCAGGCCUCAUGCUGCUGGCAGGGGGCCUGGUUCUGCUGCUGCGCCACAAGUGGCACUCAGAGUACCAGUACAUAAACUGAGGCCUACUUUCCAGAGGGAAGAUCAGCGCUGGACCUACAUUGCUGUGCCUGAGACCUCUGGAGGUUGGGAGACAAUGUUCUCAUUCAGGCCCCUUCCCUCCCCUAUCCCAUCUUGCUUUUCUGCAGAACCUCAGAGAUCAAGCUCAACUUCCUAGGGACCCCCAGGUGGGGCUUCCUUCAUACCCUGGGGAGAAGGCUGGGGACAGGGUUAUUGCUAGAGGGAGGGUCCCCUUGGUAUUUCCUCCAUGCCUACCUCCACCCCACAUUCCCUGUUGCAUGGGACUCAUAGGCCUAAAUGAAAGGCCUUCCGACUGGCUGGCUGCCCUGGAGGGAGUGAAAUAGACUUUUUUCCACAGGGCUCAGUCUCUUGGGCUGUUUGGGGGCUGGUAACAGGGAAUGGGAAGGCUAAGUAAUGGGUGUGGGAGGCAAGUUUCUGCUCGAGGCCCCUUUUCCUCAUCAGACCUCAUUCUCCCUUGCCAACCACACUCCACCAUGUGGAGCUGGAGGUUUCUGGUUCCCAGUCUAAAUCAAACAAGGAAGGGAUGCCUGAGACUGGAGGGCACACACGGAGAGCCAGCAAAGACUGUGGUAGUAUUUAUUCUCUCUCUGUCAUACACACUUACACACACACUCACACACAGGCACUUUUUCUGCCCUUGUGAGGCAGGUUUUCCUGUCCGCUCCUCUCUUCUCAUGGGAGAGGUGUGACUUCUGGGAAGUUAGGAGGUGGGAAAUUAUUACAGGGGCCUAAAUAGGUUAGAAGGGAGCAGGUGGCAAUGCUGGACUGGGGGUGACUGGCAUAGUCUUGUCUGAGGCUAACCAGCCCAUGAGGACCAGUUAUGGGGGGUCCCAAACCCAGGUCCCUUAGGGAAGGUUUUUGCCUAACUUCAAUGUCCUGUCUAACAGGACAUUCAAGUAUUCCAGUCUCCCUGAAGGCCUCUGCAUAGACAACUUACAGAAAUGGUCAGGGUUUGGGCUGUGGCUCUGCCCCCUGCCUCACCGGAGGCUCAGGAAGAGAGCAGAGUGGGGUGUCCAUGGGCCCUAGCCUGGCAGUGGUGGGGGACUGCUCAGGAAGGAAACCUGCCUCUCCCCCUGUCUCCCUUUUUCCCCUUCAAGAAAACUCAGUCCCUGCCUCGUGACUGUUCCGGGCUCCAAAGGUGAAGGGCAGCACCAGCUGGGGGAGAUCAAGGCCAGUCCAGACUGACUGGGUGGGGCCCCUGUUGGGACAGUAGCGGGGUAUCCCACCGAGGUACCAGGACGGGGCGUUGGCAAGCUCAGGCCCCCAUCCCGUUCAGAGAAGCGUCCGGAGCCCAGCCUGCCAGCCUGGGGUACAGGAGGGCGGAGCGGCUCAACCCCAGGGGCGGGGCCUGUAGUCGGCGUGGGCGUGGUCCGGGUAGUCCAGGCGGCUCUCGGCGGCGGUGAUCAUGCGCUCGGGCUCCACCACGAACAUGUAGUAGAGGUUCCACACCAGCAUGGACAGCAGGGGCAGGAACGUCAGGCCGUAGCCAAAGCCUCGGAAGGAGCGUCCCACGGCGAAGGUCAGCCAGUAUAUCAGCCUGGGGAGGCAAGAGGAGGGUCGGGCUACCCUCGAGGGAAGGGCGUCAGCUAAUUGGCAGUAGGCUGAUGGUGGGGAGCAUAGUGAGGGAGACCGAUGGGGGUUGGUGACUAUGGCUGGUGCUUCUAAUAAGUCAAUAUUUAUGCACUUAGUAUGUGCCACGCACGGUGUUAAUUAAGUGCGCUAUUUAAUUUCGACUUCUCCACAUCUCUAUGAGGUUAGUACGUUAUUCCCCUCCCUCUUUCAUUUAUUUACUUUUCAAAUUUUAAGUAAAAAUUCUUGAGUGGGCAGUAUACAUUCACAUGGUUCAAAAUUUGAAGGGACCAAUGAGUAUAGUAAAAAGUCCUCUUCCCUUUGACUCCCAGACACCCAAUUCUCUGUACCCCCAGGAAUGGUUUCUUGUGCAUCAAGGGAUGUUUUAUGUUUAUAUAAGCAAAAAAAUUUAUGUUUUCCUUUUCCCCUUAUUUGAAGUAUUGUAGCAUACUAUAUAGACUGUUGGCAGAUUGAUCUUUCUUCUUUUGUUCACUUAAUAUAUCUUGGAGAUUAUUUUAUAUCAGUG